Molecule: messenger RNA, 10112 nt
Organism: Astrephomene gubernaculifera
Lineage: Eukaryota; Viridiplantae; Chlorophyta; Chlorophyceae; Chlamydomonadales; Astrephomenaceae
Source: the annotation of a GenBank genome assembly
AUUAGGUACAUGCAUUACUUGCCAGCGCAAUUGUAAGCGAGCUGUCCCUAUUGCGAAUAACAACGCUCUGGGACGUCCUGAGGCUUGCUGGAACCCAAUUAAUUGGGUCUGCCUUUGGGCUGUAUGGCACGGGUACGGUUGGUGUAGAAGCUAGUACAGUACAUUCAGUUGACCUGCUCAAGCUCAGAGAAUAACGUAUAUGCUUGCAAUAAGGAAAAACCGAAGGGUAAUAUUACAACCAUUGCCAAGUUACCAAGGGCCCGCUACUUGGCACAUUACGCGGCCUCUGUUCGCCUCUAUCUAUAGUAGCAUUUCGAAGGCCUUUUUUACGUCAAACGCAGUGUAAUAUUAAUAGACAACAAUCGGCUUACCGCGAGUCGAACAUAAGCAUGCUCUAGCAACGCUGGAAGACACCACUUGGGGCCCAAUUGCUUGCGACUGUAGCCAUGCUUGGCCCUCUGGGUCGCAUGCUAAAUAUAGGUUUCUUGGUCGUAGUCCUGGGCUCAGCGUUCUGUUCGGCUUCCAAAGCUUUCGCGGAGGAACGUGCCCGCCGAGUACUUACCGAGACCGUGAAGACCUACGAUGUUAUAGACGAACUAGACUUGAUAAAUAAGGCGGCGAGUGCAGCCCUGGACGGGUACCAUCGUGUAGUAUUUCUGCUUCCACCGACAACGCUGGUGUUGAACACUCCAUUAAAUCUAACAAUAGACGUGACAAUACAAGGAGCAGCUUCAGCUGGAGAUGGCCUGGUUUCUGUGCUGCGCUGCGGUUCGGCAUCAAUGGCGAACCUUAUCGAGUUCAGUGGCAGCAGCAUUCUGCUUUCCGGUGUUCAGUUACAGGACUGCGUGUGCCCUGGGUUGCGCAUAGUUUCUAAAACUACCGCCAACGUCACUAUAACAGACAGCGUGUUCCAUAAUUUUUCUCGUGUUCUGGCCUCCGGCCGAGUGGACCUGUCGUCUCCGGGUAACCCAGAAAGGGUUUCGGACUCCACAGCCGCGCUGGCCAUUCAUGCGAUUGAAUUCUCGGGUUCCUUGACUAUCCGCAACUCAAAGUUCGCGGGUAACUCGUUUUCGUUGCCUCCCGGGGUGCCGCCUGCGACUCCACCGGACUUUCCUCCCUCGGUGCCACCGUCCGGCCGUCGGUUGUAUGAAACCGAUGAUAUGGAGGAUGGCACAAAGCCGGCUGCCACUGGCGCAACUGGGUUACCAGGCCGCCUGGGGUCCCCACGCAUGGGACGGCAAGCCUCCGGAGUUCGCAGCUUGUCGGAGGCAGUGCAGCAGGGGCGUGCACGCACGUCGGUCCCCUGGCGGAGGGCCGCCGGGGCGACGAGCGCUGUCCUUGACUUGUCCUGGGGCCUAGCGGCCGGCAGCGGCUUCGGACUGCAGCGCCGCCAGCUGGCAGCUGCUAGCUCAACGUCAGGUUACUCCCUCCCUCUGCUUGAGAGGGCCAGGAACGCCCAACCAGAGCUUGAGGCCGGCCCGUGGGCGGAUGACAUGGAAGCUGUCAUCUCCGUUAUCUGCGGGGGACGAAGCGAUGCAGGCUGCAACGUCAGGUUUGAGGACGUUACAAUCAGCAACAACACAGGUGUCGCUACGAGCGGUUUAUACGUGUUGUGCGACGGCGCCUCAAGCUGCAGCGUCGACAUGGUUAACUGCACUGUUGCCGACAACAAGCUACUGUGGCAAGCAGCGACAGACGAAAACAGCCUGCCUCAGGGAGUGGACAUAUAUGGCGAUGGGCCAAUCUUGUUCCGUCUAAUGACACCCUGGCUCAUGUAUACAUACCCCCUGCUGGAGUACUACAUGACUCAGGCGGCGGCUGGAGGGAACCUGUUUGGGGACAGCCUCCUAGUUGACGCCUCCCAGUACCCUACCGUCACGGGUCGCACCCUGGGAGCUGUCGUGCUGCACCAGCGGAAUUCGCCGACCCCUGGGUCGGAGCCGUCCAGCCCAGCCAUGAUGAAGGUACAAAUCACCGGCGGCUCGUUCUACGGAAACGACGGUUCGGCCAUUAUGAGCACUGCGACAGAUUUUAUGGAAAUGGCAGGCGGCAACGGCACAUGGUCUGGCGGACCUCCCCGGCACAGCGCAGACUUCAACAUAUCAGGCAUCAGCGUGCACGACCACACCAGCGGCUGGCCAGCCGUGUGGCUGCGCUGGGCCCGGAACGCCAACAUUGAGGACUGUGAGAUGACCGGCAGCACGGGUGCUAUAUGGUUGGACGAGAUCCGAGACACAGCCUCAAUCGUGGGCAGCUCUUUCAUCGGAAACGAGCUGACCCAGCUUUGGCUCGAUUACAUCAGCUUCAUGACGGCUGCCCUAAACGAGGGCAUUAGCUAUGGAACAACGGUGGGCGCUGGUAUAUCCCACACCGUUAAAGUCCAGAUGACAGCCCUUGGUGAUGUGGAAAAUACUGCCAUCAUAAAGAACUGCCGCUUUGAAGAUAACUCGGCUUACAUAACGGGUGUCCUCUUCAUUCGUGCUUCGGAUAGCCAGCUUGUUGAGAAGAAUUCACAGCCGGGGAUUACCCAAGUCCAGGUGGUUGGUACGAACUUCACAGCCAACAAGUGCAGGCGCUCGCCGGAGAUCUGCCUUACAGCGGAACGGCCUUUGUCUUUCGCCUAUGUCUACAACGCGUCUGUGGAAAGCUGCCGGUUUACUGGCAACUUGAACGGCGGGGUAUACCUGGAUACGGUCCAUGGCAGCGUCAUCGACAGCAGUACCUUUGAAGGCAACAUUAUCACGUAUCAGGGCAGUGACGGAGAAGGCAGUGAUACUGGAUAUGGUGGAGCAGGAAUCAUUGCUAACUACGUUGGUCUGGGUGGAGUGAACAUCACGUCCUCGGACUUCAUUAACAACGUGGCUGCUGUUGGAGGUGGUGCGGUUUUCCUGCGCUACUUCGAUGGUGCCCAAAUCAAUGGCUGCAGCUUCGAAGGGAAUAAGGCCCAAACGUACGAUGGUGGAGCCUUGUGGAUGGAAGUGUCCAGCAUUUCCGGAAACGAGCUGCCUGCUGUGUACAUCUACGGCAGCACCUUCUCAAACAACUCUGCUGGUCGUAAUGGUGGCGCCAUUUCCGGAGAUACCAUCACAUCUAGCACGCCUUGGACGGUGGAGGAGUGCACAUUUACAGACAACGUAGCACUCCUAUCCCCCGACGUGGAGAGGGGUCCAAGAAUGCAAGAUCGGGCUGGCGGCGGUGCUAUCUAUGCAGCCAAUACGGAUUUGCACAUGACAAAGUCGGAACUCACGGGAAAUAAGGUGCUUGGCUAUGCCGGUGGGGCUGUGCGCAUGGUGGAUAGCUCCAAGCUGCAGCUAACCACAUGCACGUUUAAGAACAAUGUUGCAAUCAUGGGUGGAGCAGUCGCGGUGACCAGGACGUCGCAGCCCAGCGCAUGGAGUGACUGCACCUUCGUAAACAACACUGUAGUGGACCCCUGGGCCUGGCCGGACACAACCCCGGUUGAGGACCUGCGCGCACGGAGCCUGCCAUCUCUGUCCUUCAUCGACCCUGGUUUUGGUGGAGCGGCUUAUGCUUUCUCAGCAGCAAUCUACAUGAUGACCACUGGGAGCUUUGUAGGCAACAGCGCCAAGCUGGGAGGUGCUAUGGCUAUGAUCUCCUCUCCAGACUUCUUCAUCGACCCUGACUCCUACACAGCCUACAACAAAGCUCCUAUUUACAAUUACAGCGUCACACCAGAGGUGGCUGAGGCCGCUGGCAUGCUCGGUGCAGGAGCUGGUGCAGUUCUACCUUAUCGGGUCCUUUUCGCAAACAAUUCAGCACUUAUUGGCGGGUCCUUGUACAUCAGCGAUGUGGACUCUGUAGUGGUUCGGAUGAACCUGGACAUUUUGGUUACUAAGCCUGCUCCCCUAGACCAGACGUUGAUCAAUCAGGGUUACAUGUACCACUCAACUUUCACCGUUGCCUUUAAGACCUACAUUAGGUACCUCUAUCCGUACUCAGCUAAGGUCCAUAACCACCCUGGCGUUCUCUUUGUUAACAACCUAGCCAACGGAGGCGCUGGGGUCUACCUGAAAGGCAACGGCAAGGUUUCUCUGAGCAACUGCCGGUUUGCUGCCAACAAUGCCUCAUCACCUCCCUUGCUGGCGAACUACACCGGGCUCUAUGGUCGUGAGCGUGACUAUGCCAUUGCCAUGGCACACCCGUGCUACAAUGGAGGCGGCGGUGGACUGUGCAUUGUCGGGCAAGCCAGUGAAAUAAUCCAGAUCUCUUCCUCGGAUAUGAUCCUCAAUACUGCCAAGGAUGGUGCAGCCCUCUACAUCGCUGAGGGCCUGGAAUGCAUUGAGCAGGCCGGAUGCUACAGCGUUGCCCUCAAUGCGGUUAACAUGACGGGGAACAAGGCGACCAGCCGUGGUGGUGGUAUCUUCUGGACGCAUGCAGGCGUCCUCAGCAUUAACACGUGCCCCACAGACUACUCGCAGUCAUUCCUGACCAAUGGGACAAUGCUGGGGGCAGGAAACAGUUCCAUGGCCGGCGACGUCUAUAGUGUCAGCUAUAAGUUUCCUGGUCGGAAAGGUCCCUCCCGCUGGUACGGCCAACUGACUUCUGGUAGCCAGAAGAGCUUGGUAUCAGCCUGGGGUGGGCCCGUGCCGUCGACAAAGGCUGGUCUGUACACGGUUAAUGGGCAGCUUGUCUCUGUGGCUCAAGCAACGUUUACUCAGAGCACACCGUCAGUUGCUAACCCACUAGUUGUGGUUGAUGGGUCCGUAAUUAAUGACACGUCGUUCAAGGGUAUACCCCACACGUACCUGCCAUGCGCAAACUGGAACAACAAAGCAGGCACCGGUGAUGACAUUGCGACCACGCCGUACUUCCUUCUGGCUCCUCCUCGUGUCGGCUUUUACACCUCCAACACCGACAUCAAGCUGCAAGUAACGGUUCACGAUUGGUUUGGCCAGAACUGCACCGGCGACAGCUCAACACAGCCCCUCGUGAUUGUCUCCGUUGAUUCCACUGAGGUGUCCGGAGCGCUAGCAAUGGAAGCAGUUGAUGGCUCGGCUAACUUCACCUCGAUGAGGCUUCGCGCCAGAGAAGGUCUCCACAGCAUCUCCAUGACGGGCCGGGUGUACAGCCCCUCCCGCGUACUUUUGGCAGACGAUGUGGAAAUCUACGUGCGCCCUUGCGCUAUUAACGAGUUCCUGUCACCCAAGAACCUCGACGAGUGCAUCGUGUGUGAUGUAGGCAGCUACAACUUUAAUGUUUCGGCGGUUACAUGUGCACCUUGCCCCGACAACGCGGAUUGUGGGUACCCGAAUCCAACAGCUUGCCAGAAGGAAAGCUGCGACCCAGUUGGGUUCAUGGUUCCCCAGGACGGCUACUGGCACGUCAACUUCUUCAGUAACCAGGUGCUUGAAUGCCCGAACCCAAACUCCUGCAUGUCUGAGAACCGCUCAACGACACUGGCGAGGAUUCAGCAAGAGAUCUGGCAGCUUGCCCGGAACAUCCAGCUGAACACUUCAAAUGCGGUGGCUGAUGCGGCGGCACAAAAGCACAUAGCGGAUAUGGUGGACUCACAGCUGGGUCUGGGGCUGCGGCGGCUGCUGCAGCAGAAGGCCAUCAGCGAUGAGGAGGACUAUGCCCGGGUGCUAGAAGCCACGGUCGGCAUGCUGUCUGACUACCAGCAGCACCAGUGCGCUACAGGCUACACGGGCACGCUGUGCGGGCAGUGUGCGCCGGGCUAUGGCUGGAGGAAGAUUGCCACAUGCGUGAAGUGCCCGCCGAAGGCCCUGAACAACCUGUAUUACCUGCUGGUCACCAUCCUCACCCUCACCAUGCUGGUCAUCACCGUGUACUCAAGCUUGCGGGAGCAGAAGAAGCCGGGCAAGCUGGUGGGCGGCGUAGAUCCCAAGGACAGCAAGAAGAAGGACAAGCAGAAGAAGGACAAGCAUGCCAAGACCACCUCCAACCUGCCUCCUGCAGCACAUUCUGGCCCGGUGGCCCCGCCCACCUGCGCCUUGCGGCUAGCCUCUGGCUCCAUGCCCGCUGAAGCCAUGGCCGUGGUGUCCUUCCACAACGCCAGUGUGACUGCUCCUCAGGGCGCUAACGGCUCCCUAACCAACAACGGCAGCUACUACGAGGACCCCGCGGUUGCCGCCGCACGCGGCGCCUUUGGCAGCGCGCCUGCAACUCCCAAGGGGCUGCACGUGUCGCUUCCCCCGCGUGACCCCUCCGCGCAGUCUCCCGUUGUGUCAAUCAAUGGCGGCGCUCCUUGCUCCCCACCCAACGGCCACGUGGUCAUGGCGAACGGCGGCAGCCUCAGUGGUGCCGUGGCGGAGGGAACGGAGCUUGCGGACGAUGGUUAUGAGGCCUGGGGCCCCCUGGGUGAGGGCGCAGAGCAUGUGAACAUGGCGUUCGAGGGCGGGGUUCCCCUGGGAGAGGGCGUUGACUACAACAACGUGCUUUACGAGGAGGGCCUGGACCGCAACGCAGGCAGGACGGCGGCCGAGCAGAUUCAGCCCGCGGAAGGUUUUCCUGCUUCGGAGCGCUCCGCACGCUCCUACACGCGGCGAUCCGUGCCUCUGAUUCUGCAGCAGAUCCAGCCGCUGGAGGACACACCACCCCAGGCUCCCCGCAUGCAACCGCCCACUGCCCCGGUCCAGCCGCCGGGCAGCAACCACCACCCAAUGGGCGCUGGCGACGCAUCCCACAUUUUUGGGCCUCGUCCGCGUCAGUUCGCGAUGCCUUCCACCAUUGUGAAGAUCCUGGUCAGCUACGUGCAGGUGUUGGCGCUGCUGCAGAACGUUCCGCUGGACAUUCCCGGCGUCGUGGACAUCUACUACCGCAUUAACAACCAGGCGAUCAGCUACCCAGGCAUGCUGGUUUCACUGGACUGCUCGCUGCCCAACGAAGGCAACCUGUCCAAGGCAAUUGUGCGUGUCACUCUGACCGCACUUGCGCCGCUGUACAUCUUCGCCGGUGCCAUCAUCUUCUUCCUCGUGUACAACGUCCUGGACUACUUCUACCUUAUCGAGCUGCGGGCCAAGCAUGCCACGAAGAAGCGCAAGAAGGUGAAGGGUCCGCUGCGCGCUCCCACCUUCAAGCAGCACAUGGAGGACUACUUGGGGCGGCAGCUGAUUGUCACCUUCAUCACCAUCUUCUUCUUCUUUUACCCUUCUGUCGUACAAUCGCUCAUGACAAUCUUCAACUGCACGGACGUCAACUCCGCCAGCGAGCCCGACACCCAGCUUGCGGCCGGACUAGGCACGAUGACGGACAGCGUGUGGUCCCAGGACUUUGGCCUGGUGUGCUACAAGGGCACCCAUCUGGGCCUUGCAAUGGGUCUGGGGGUGCCCGGCGUCCUGCUCAUCGCCAUUGGCUGGCCCAUCGUGAGCGGUCUGUUGGUGACGCAGCGACUACCGUGCAUCACCAACAUCCUGCUGACCGAGGAGAUGACGGAUUUCUUCCUGGCAGACUUCAAGCCCGAGUACGUGUGGUGGGAGAGCCUGGUGAUGCUGCGCAAGCUCGCCAUCGCGGUGAUUGUGACGCUGGUGGAGGCAAAUACCUCGGCGGGCGUGCAGCUGCUGCUGGUCUUCAUCAUCCUGGUCAUUGCCAUGGCCGCCCACCUUUACGCCCAGCCGUACCGGCACUCGUACACCAACUUCCUGGAGUCCAUGUCGCUCGUCGUUCUGCUGUUCACCCUCUACUUCUCACUCUUCUUCAGCUUCAGCAAUGAUAUCUCCAGCGGCGGCCGUAUCGCCAUCUCCAUCAUCAUCCUCGUCCUCAACAUUGUCAUGGUCCUCACGCUGGUCCGCUACGUGCUGCGGGCUUACUGGUCGGUUGCCCUGGAUAACACCGGCCUGGCCAAGUUGGACGCCGCGACGCGGCGUAGACUGACACCGGCAGAGAUCCAGCAAAGGAUUUUGGAAAACAUGGCCGCUUCCCAAGGCUCCGUGACUGCCCGGCAGAUGGACGCCAGGCCGAGCUACGGAGCCCGCAUGGCCGGCCUGUACGCGGCCGCCUUCUGGGCCUCCAUGCGCGUCAACUCCACCACCAGCCGCGUGAUGACCAGGGUACGCACGCUGCUGGAUGCGCCGCCGCCCAUGGAUCCCGACAACCCCGACGCCGAGACCGGCCCCAACCUGGAGCGCAACUCAGCACCCGGCCGCCUUGCCAGCGUCACUGCCGCCGGCAGGCCGCCGCACAUGAGCAUGAGCGCCUUGCCCAGCCGCAACUCCUCCUUUGUCAGCCACUCCAACACCACCACCACUCACGGUGCGGAGAUCAGUGCGGCCGCUGCCGCCGCCGCUGCCGCAAACGGCGGCGGGUUCGUCCCGGCCCGCCCCGCUGCACCGGCUCAGUCGGCUUCCGCUCGAGAGCCGCUCGGUGUUGGCCGUACUCCCUCCCAGAGCUCCAAUCCUCGGCUGCCGCCCUACCCUGUAGCGCUCGACCCAGAGGCUAAGGCAGCAGGAAAGCCGGCUGUGAUGCUCACCUCGUCUGCGAGCGCUGGUCCGAGGCUCGGCACCCAGGCCCCGCCGCGUGUGCAGUCCCGUUUGUCGGCGGUUGCCACCGCACGGCCCAACGGGAGCAUUGAGCUGACGCCGCCGCCGCAUGCGGAAAGUGAGUGAGCGGUGCGGGAGAGAGGAUUGGACGGGGUGUUGCGAGGAGGGCCUGGGCGACAAGGAGAGAAAGGAUGAGCGUCGGAUGCCCGGUGCCGAACUGUAAAAUGCUGAUGCAGAAUUAUGGCCUGGGCCUGGGAGGUAGGGAUGUUAAUGGUGUAUGUUUGCAUGGCUUCGGUUAGUGCUGCGGGCUGAGGGCUGUCAAGCCGGGGUUGUGAGCGCGUGGUUUUGUGUUGUGUGAAGAAAACUGGCCGCGAGUUGUGGCCGUGUUGUGUGAGCGUUGUGAGGUGAGAGGCGCGCAGGCGUGCGGCAUGGCCACUGUGUUUGGCUUGUUUGCGGGUGGAUGGCCCCGAACUGCCCUGCAGCUGCGAAGGGCUGAGUUGGGCUGGGCUGGAAGCUUCUGCGUUAUUGUGAGAGGAGUGGCCCUGUUCAGGUGUUGUACGCGCAUGGCAGUGGCGCGGACGCUGGCCUGGAGUGAGUUCUCUGUAAACUGUUAGGAGAUGCUGGAAAGGUUGGAAAGGUUGGAAACGGUGCAUGGUCGCUGCUUCGGGUUCGGAAGGUGUGCGGAUGCAGCUUGUGAGCCUUGGAUGGGGAUGCAGCGUUGUGGAAGGAGGGCGGGUCAUGCUUGGUCUGGCUGUUGGGAUGUAGCACCUUUUGCGUGCAGUGUCGUACAUAUCGAGGAACUUUGUCCCCAACGUAUUCCAAACACAUGUACCACAUCGGUGAUCAGCGUUUUUACCGGUGGUGGUUAAACAACGCAUCAAGCAUUCUAUACGCAUAAAUUUGCUAAUACUUGCCGGAAGGGCGGAAGGAUCAUGCAUGGUUUAGGUCGGGGGCGUGUCGCCUGUUGGGUUGGUGGCAUGGUGGUGCGCGCUGUCCAUUCUUCUUUUGCUGCUGUUUCCUAAUGCGGCCAAUCGAAACGCGUGGCGAUUUGGUAUCGUGUUAAUGCGCACGUGCAAUACUUGGCGUCUACAUGCGCACCAGUCUUGCCUUGCUCAGCGCACUGGCCUUGGGGACGCCUUUAGCUGUUGCCUUAGCGAGAGUUUUUCUUAUCUUACAUUUGCCGUCAACGGCUUAGUCAGGGGCUUGACGUUAAGUCCCGGAGUUCCUGCCAUUUGACAGAUGGGGCAAGCAGGUCUGCAUGGCAUGGGAGAGCUGAAGUCGCCCUUCGUGGGAAGCACGUGUGACGUCUGAAGAAGUGUUUAACGUCAUUUGCUGUUUAGGGUUUAAUGUGCGGUGCGCAUGAAAGCAAAUCCAUUACUUAGUCAUCGCGAGUAUGUACGAGUAUUUAUGUUACGGUAGUUUAGGGCCAACGCCAGUUGAGGCGUUUCUGCUGGAGAAGUGUGCGCUUACACGCGUAAACACACACACACACACACUGCCUCAGUUGUCUCACCACGACUGAGUUGUAAAUACCCAUACUGACUUUCUUCGGUAUGCGCUACUUAUAUUAAAUCUGGCCACCCAUUAGCACUCGGUUAAGGAGCCUGGCCAGUCUGUCCGGGUGGUUUGUCCGGGCCUUGUAAAUGACCGCAAAGA